AACCAAGGCCAAUGGCAACUCCUACAACCCUCCAUCGGCAUCUCUGCCAUGCACAUGCAACUCCUCCACAACAACAAGGUCAUCAUGUUCGACCGCACCGACUUCGGCGCCUCCAACAUCUCCCUCCCCGGCGGCCAGUGCCGCGACGACCCCAACGACACCGCUUUGCAACAUGACUGCACUGCCCACUCCGUCCUCUACGACAUAGGCCAAAACACCUUCCGUCCACUCACCAUCCAAACAGAUCCGUGGUGCUCCUCCGGCGCCGUCCUCCCCGACGGAACCCUAGUCCAAACCGGCGGAUACAACGACGGCGACCGCUCGUUGAGAACAUUCUCUCCAUGCAAUGACGACAGUUGUGAUUGGAACGAAGAACCAAACUACUUACUAACACGCAGAUGGUACGCCACUAAUCAAAUAUUACCGGACGGAAGAGUAAUCAUAGUCGGAGGUAGAAGACAGUUUAAUUACGAGUUCUACCCUCGCAGCAGUUCUUCCUCAACUAUCUGGCUUGAGCUUCUGAGACAAACCAAAGACCAGGGAGACGAAAACAACCUGUAUCCAUUUCUACAUCUCUUGCCCGACGGAAACUUGUUUAUCUUCGCCAACACUAGGUCUAUACUCUUCGACUACAAGCAAAACGCCGUCGUUAAGGAGCUCCCGGAAAUCCCAGGUAAUGAACCACGUAACUAUCCAAGCACGGGCUCCUCCGUCUUGCUUCCUUUGGAUGAGAACCAGCCCUUCCUCGAAGCAGAGAUAGUAGUCUGCGGCGGCGCUCCACGUGGCUCGCGCAUGCUUGCUGAGAGUGGGAGCUUUGUUGAGACUCUAGGCACGUGCGGGCGGAUCAACGUGAAUGAUGCAAACCCUAACUGGGUCAUGGAGGACAUGCCUUUACCUAGAGCUAUGGGUGACAUGCUUAUUUUACCAAACGGAGACGUACUGAUCUUAAACGGCGUUGGACUUGGCACAGCUGGUUGGGAGCUCGGGCGGAACCCGGUGACCGCAGCUGUCAUUUAUCGCCCGUCUGAGCUCCCUGAGCGGCGCUUUAGGGUUAUGGCUGAGUCAAAACGGCCGAGGCUGUACCAUUCUUCGGCCGUUUUGAUCACGGAUGGGCGGGUUUUAGUAGGAGGAAGCAACCCUCAUGUGGCCUACAACUUCACUGGAGUGGACUUCCCGACGGACCUGAGCUUGGAGGCGUUUUCGCCGCCGUAUUUGGCCAGCGAAUACGAAGCGGUACGGCCGAGAAUCGUUUCGGUGGAUGAGAGUAUUGGGUAUGGGGAACGAUUUUUGGUUGCGUUCGCGGUGCCUGAGUACUUGGACUAUAGUGUGUUAUCGGUUACGUUGGUUGCGCCGUCGUUUACGACGCACUCUUUUGCUAUGAACCAGAGAAUGGUGAUGAUGAGGUUGGGCGGAGUUAGGCGCUUGGCGUUGGAUACGUAUGAGGUUGGGGUGGUGGGGCCGUCGGCGGCGGAGAUUGCACCGCCGGGUUAUUAUUUGUUGUUUGUGGUGCAUGCGAAUAUACCUAGUUCUGCCAUGUGGGUGAAGUUGCAGUGA
Messenger RNA from Rosa rugosa (rugosa rose), 1554 nucleotides. RefSeq names its product aldehyde oxidase GLOX. Bases 49 to 1554 code for a protein of 501 amino acids. The transcript has a single exon. The record is from RefSeq and is a predicted model, not a curated record. Lineage: Eukaryota; Viridiplantae; Streptophyta; Magnoliopsida; Rosales; Rosaceae.